Paramecium sonneborni is the source of this 189-nucleotide messenger RNA. Lineage: Eukaryota; Ciliophora; Oligohymenophorea; Peniculida; Parameciidae. The record is from the annotation of a GenBank genome assembly.
AUGAUUUGUGGAAAGUAUUAUUAGAUAUAGUAAAUAGAUAGUUUUGGAGAAACGGUAUAAGGAUUUUUAAUAAAUAUUAAAGAUUCAAGAAUUUGAAAGAUGAGUUAAAAAAAAAAUUGAUUAAAAUAAUAAAAAAGUAUUGAUUAUUUCGUAAUUGAUUAUAGGUUGAUAAAUUCUGACAGGUUAUGA